Molecule: messenger RNA, 1256 nt
Organism: Leguminivora glycinivorella
Lineage: Eukaryota; Metazoa; Arthropoda; Insecta; Lepidoptera; Tortricidae
Gene: Zip102B
Product: zinc transporter ZIP9-A
Exons: 8
Coding region: 178-1044 (288 amino acids)
Biological process (GO): transmembrane transport; zinc ion transport
Cellular component (GO): membrane
Molecular function (GO): metal ion transmembrane transporter activity
Source: RefSeq, a predicted model, not a curated record
CAAUGUACGUGAUUAUUUUACUCAGUGUUUAACAAAAUUUACUGUUAUUCAUGUGUAACUAGUGAUCUAAGCUAUGAACUAUAAACACUAGAUAGUAUUUCCAACUCAUUUUCCUUCAGAACAAAUAGUAGUAUCCCUUCAUUUCUUAUUCAUAGUAUAGUUUAUUAACUAGUCAAUAUGGAUGGAACCUGGGUGCUUAUAUUGCUGGCUCUGGUGAUGCUGGUGGGUUCCUAUGUAGCUGGGAGUAUACCACUAAACGUAACCAUGUCUGAGGACAAACUCAAGAAAGUGACAGUGUUCGGAGCUGGCCUCCUAGUAGGGACAGCUCUGGCAGUAAUCAUUCCUGAGGGUGUCCGGUCUCUGUUCAGCGAACACUCCGCACCGACAGUCGUCACUAAGGAUUUCACCGCACAGCCCCCGGCUCAUGAGGAUAAGGAUUUACACAGUGUUAUUGGGAUCACAUUGGUUCUUGGGUUCGUGUUUAUGCUGCUAGUCGACCAGAUGUCGUCCCGAUACAACGACUCUGGCAACCCCCAGGAGAGGAACAUGACCGCUACUGUGGGACUAGUCGUACACGCUGCCGCUGACGGUGUGGCCUUAGGCGCCGCCGCUACCACUUCUCACCGAGACGUCGAAAUUAUAGUGUUCCUAGCCAUCAUGCUGCACAAGGCGCCUGCGGCUUUCGGACUGGUGACAUUUUUGCUACACGCUGGCUUGGACAGAAAUCGUAUUCGCAAGCAUCUUCUAAUCUUCUCGUGCGCGGCCCCGCUACUAGCUCUGCUCACAUACUUCGGAAUAGGCAACGAGAGCAAACAAACGCUUAACGACUUCAACGCUACUGGUAUAGCGAUGUUAUUCUCAGCGGGUACAUUCCUCUACGUGGCCACGGUACACGUCUUACCCGAGCUCACCCACUCUUCCCACACCCACGCAUUACUAGGAGAGGCCCCUAAAGGCUUCGGAGGCCUGCAGCUGUGCGAAGUGCUUAUACUGACAGUCGGGGCCCUGUUACCGGCUCUACUCACCAUGGGACACGAACAUUAGAAUUGGUAACUUCGCUUAGCGGGACGUAAGUGACAUUUUUCAACCGAAGGACAAAAAAGAAAUCGCGUCGCUGGUUCAACGUGUUCAUGUGAUGUAUAUUUGAUUUAAAGAAUAAAAAAGUAGAAAUAAUCAUUAUUAAUAUGUAGUACAUUACGAUACAAGUGCGGAAAAUAAGAAGUUCGAAACGAGUGGCGAUAAAUUCUCCUUCAGUC